UCAUUGCCACCGGUGCAUUUGUGUGCGUGUACCACCAGAAGAAGAAAAAAAAAACCGUCCUACAUAGCGGCUUUUCUGACCUGGGCCUGUUGUUUAUGGUGGGUGCAAUAAUAAUCGGCACAGCGGCAACAUAAGUUCAGUGCAAACACAACCCGCUCCCAGUUAAUCACUGUCAGCCAGCACAAUUCGGUGUGCAUCAGCGGUCCGAUUGAUUUGGAGGCGUGCUCGAGACACAACACGGCUACGUGGACAUAACGCACCAUUCGACAUUUUUUGUGCGUGAGGAUGAUUCCGCGGGCAGCUGAGAGGUUGCUGGUGCUGGUGGGGCUGCUACUCUUCGUCACCGGCUCCUCGCAAGCGCUGUACUCAUCGUCCGAUGAUGUCGUGGCACUGACGACGGCCAACUUCGACCGCACCGUGGUGAAAAGCGACGAGGUGUGGGUGGUCGAGUUUUACGCUCCCUUCUGUGGCCACUGUCGCAAUCUGGUGCCGGAGUACAAGAAGGCCGCCACCGCACUGAAGGGCGUCAUCAAGGUAGGCGGUGUGAACUGCGAGGAAGAGCAGGGUCUCUGCGGGCAGCACGGUGUGCGUGGCUAUCCGACCAUCAAGAUCUUCGGUGCGAACAAACGCUCCCCGGUCGAUUACAACGGACAGCGCACGGCCAAGGACAUUGCGGAGGCGGCCCUGGCGGAAGCGAAGAAAAAGAUCAAGAAUGUUCUGGGCGGUGGUGGUAGCAGCAGCAGCGGCGGUAGUGGUAGCAACAGCGGCAGCGGAUCCAAGGACGACGUCAUCGAGCUGACCGAUGCCAACUUCGAUAAGCUGGUGCUGCAGAGCGAGGAACCGUGGCUGGUGGAGUUCUACGCACCGUGGUGUGGACACUGCAAAAAUCUGGCCCCGCACUGGGCCCGGGCAGCGACCGAGCUGAAGGGCAAGGUGAAGCUGGGCGCACUCGAUGCGACCGUGCACCAGCAGAAGAUGUCCGAGUACGGUGUGCAGGGUUUCCCGACGAUCAAGUACUUCCCGGCGGGCACCAAGGAUCGCAACUCGGCCGAAGACUACAACGGUGGCCGCACAUCGUCCGACAUCGUGAACUGGGCGCAAGACAAGUACACGGAGGACAUCCCCAGCCCGGAAAUCGUGCAGCUCACCUCGGAGCAGGUGGCCCGGGACACGUGCGAAAAGAAGCCGCUGUGCGUGGUGUCCGUGCUGCCGCACAUUCUCGACUGCAAUGCCGACUGCCGCAACGGAUAUCUGAAGAUUCUGCAGGAGAUGGGUGACAAGUACAAGAAGAAGGAAUGGGGCUGGCUGUGGACGGAGGGUGGCGCACAGCUCGACCUGGAAUCGACGCUGGACAUCGGCGGAUUUGGCUAUCCCGCCAUGGCGGUGGUGAACCUGAAGAAGAUGAAGUACUCGCUGCUGCGCGGCUCGUUCUCGAAGGAUGGCAUCAACGAGUUUUUGCGCGACCUUUCGUUCGGCCGGGGCCACACCGCACCGGUGAAGGGUGCCGAGCUGCCAAAGAUUCACACGGUCGAGCCGUGGGACGGCAAGGACGGACAGCUGCCGGUGGAGGAGGAUAUCGAUCUUUCGGAUGUCGAUCUGGACGAGAAGGAUGAGCUGUAAAAAAAAGGCCAGACUACUGCCAGAGCAAAACUCGGAUGUGGGAUGAUGGUUUUCCCAUCCUUGCGAUAUCUUCCCAUGGAAGCGCUUCGUGUGCUUUAGUUCGUAAGAUUAGAGGAGCCGGAAUGGACGGGUUAUAAACGGCCAAGUGCGCACACGAACACAACACGCUCAUACAAAGUAACAGUCAUUUGCAUGUACCACUUACAGAACUAAUUGAUACCAUUCCCAGGUCAGCUGAAUUAGCCGAGAUUUAGUUUGUUAGGGAGCGGGGAAAUGGUACGACGUUGAAAUCCGUGUAAUUUUCAUUUUAAAAUUACCGAAAUAAGUGAAAUGAAAAUAAAGAACUGAUAGGAAACUAA
Messenger RNA from Anopheles merus, 1979 nucleotides. It is a transcript of the gene CaBP1, whose product is annotated as protein disulfide-isomerase A6 homolog. NCBI's taxonomy places the organism in Eukaryota, Metazoa, Arthropoda, Insecta, Diptera, Culicidae. Gene Ontology annotation, biological process: response to endoplasmic reticulum stress. Gene Ontology annotation, molecular function: protein disulfide isomerase activity; protein-disulfide reductase activity. The coding region runs from base 286 to 1620 and encodes 444 amino acids. The record is from RefSeq and is a predicted model, not a curated record. Gene Ontology annotation, cellular component: endoplasmic reticulum lumen. The transcript has a single exon.